Enterobius vermicularis (human pinworm) is the source of this 1590-nucleotide messenger RNA. The record is from the annotation of a GenBank genome assembly. Lineage: Eukaryota; Metazoa; Nematoda; Chromadorea; Rhabditida; Oxyuridae.
UAUCGUGUUUCAAGUAAAUAUUUUGACUCAACGAGAGAUGGUGGUGGUCUUCUUGGUAAAUUUUGUAGUUUCACAGGGAAAAUUGAGGAUGUAGACGAGGGCCCUGCAAUUGGCUAUGAUAGUGCGUCAGGUGCGCAGUAUAAUCGAGUUGCAGAAGAGGAUGAACAUGUUUAUGCAAAUAUGGAGGAACUUAGAGAAGAGAGUAUGAGGAAAGAGAAUCCUCCUACUCCUGACUUUUUUAGAUCAUACUUUUUCAAUAGAGAGCGCGGUGAAUGCAGUUGGAAGCCCCCACGUUUCCAAAAGAAUGUCUCUUGUAUUGGUUAUAAGGAAAAUAACGUUUCAGAAGCUUCGAGUCGUUGCUUGUUAGAAAAAAAUUCUAUCCAGGUCACUAUUAGCAUUUUUGAGUUGGAUAAUAAUUGCUCGGAAGCGGGAGUGACUUUGAAAAAAAAGGAGUGGACGUCUUGUUAUGUAUUUCUUUCUGCUGCUCAUUUGAUUUUCUAUAAGGAUGCUAGAAGUGCUGAGAAGUUGGGUAGACAUUAUGAAGCUCCGUUAGGCAUGUGCGAACUUCGUGGCGCAAAUCUUCAGUGGUUUGACGAUAAGAGAAGAAAGCAUUUGACUCUGAUUGACGGAACGGUGUAUCUUUUUAACACUCUAAAUUGUCAAGACAUUAACAGCUGGUUCCAUGCAAUAAAGCGAGUGAUUAGGAAACAGGUUGUUCUUUUCUUCUGUUUUUUAGUGAUUGUGGAGACCUGUUGUCACUUAUUUGUUUUGCAGGCUAUUAAACGAAAUAUGGCAAAAUCUGCACCAAACAAAGCAAAAAUCAUACACAGAUUGAAGCGCUUUUUUCGAUCUCGUCCUUCUCUAGAAACCUUGAAAGAGAAAGGCAUUUACAAGACAGAACCAGUGUUUGGCAACACGUUGUUGGGGAUAUGUCACCAGGAAAAGAGUCUGGUUCCAAAAUUUAUAUUUGUUGUCACUGAGGUAAUUGAACUGUUAGGUUUGGAUACAGAUGGGAUCUACAGAGUUAGCGGCAAUCUUUCUUCUAUUCAGAGAAUUCGUUUUAUUGUCUGUGCAUUUUUUCAUUUCUGCCAGAAGUCCCUUUGGAAAUACACAGAUGUUUUACAUGAAGAAGAUAUUCAUGUGCUCACUGGAGCCCUAAAGCUCUUUUUUCGGGAAUUGGCGGAACCAGUAUUUCCGCAUAAUAUUUCAAAGGAUCUCAUAGCAGCAAAUACUAAGAUACAAAAAUUUGAUGAAAUAAUAAAGACGUUACCUGUAGUUCAUCGGGAGACAUUGAGAACUUUAUUUGUUCAUUUGUUGAAGGUCUCGCGGUUCGCAAAGAAAAAUAGAAUGGAAAUACACAAUUUGGCCAUUGUAUUCGGACCAUCAUUAUUUAGUGCAGGUGCCGAUGCGCUUCAUAAGGGUAAAAAGGGAGAAAAAAAGAAUCUGGAAGCUACAGGCGUACAAAACAACUCGCAUUUUGUUUUCAACAUGAUAAUGCAGGGCCAAAUUCUUGAGUAUCUCCUUACUGAAUUUGACAAUCUUCUGAAGACUCCUCUUAUUAUGCGGUUUGUUUUGCUUCUAGUAAACUGA